Molecule: messenger RNA, 2147 nt
Organism: Rosa chinensis
Lineage: Eukaryota; Viridiplantae; Streptophyta; Magnoliopsida; Rosales; Rosaceae
Product: serine/threonine/tyrosine-protein kinase HT1
Exons: 3
Coding region: 764-1885 (373 amino acids)
Biological process (GO): protein phosphorylation
Molecular function (GO): ATP binding; protein kinase activity
Source: RefSeq, a predicted model, not a curated record
UACAGUUGAAGAAGGGGAUAUAUCCCAAAGUUUCCAACCACACAGCAACUUCAUUCAUUCAAUUAAUCUGAAGCAAAACCCUUUCCUGCCACUGUGGCAAACUUAGCAAUUCAUGGUGAUGCUAAAAAGAACCUGCAACAGAAACAGAGUAGCUGUAUCGAACUCUCUCUCUCUUUCUCUCUCUAGAAGAAAAUGAUAAAAGUAAACUACUUUUGAACCAAGCAAUCACGAGCCACCCCUGAAAUCUCUGCCUUUGAAUUCAUCUUUCUACUGCCAAACGACCUAAUCCUCCUUAUCCUAUCAGAAAAUCUGCAACCCUUUUUCUCACUUCAUCUGCAAACUCUGCGUUUUCAUGCAUUCUCUCUUCCUUCGCUUCAGUUUCUUGAAACCAUAUAUGAAAGGAAAUUAUGUCUCACUCCAUGCACUCUGUUCUAAUCAGGAGGUUUCAGUUCACUCAUUCAUGCUUUGACACACAUAAGAAAGCUCAUCUUUUUAAUGGAAAAUAGUCUCCUGGUUCUCUUAUCUCUCUGUUUCUUCUCUGAAAAUUUUGAAGCUUCAACAUCCUUGUUUCUGUUCUUGAUGAAAACCCAUAUCUGUUUUCCACUCUUCCAUGUGACCCAUGUUUCGGAAUCAGUUCAUGCACUUCCUGAAAUCAAUUCACACAUUCAGAAGGAAAAUCAUUACUCCUUUUGAUUGUUUAUUUUGCCAGAAAGCUUCCUAUAAAUUUUAUACAAUCCAGAGUUUUCUGUAAAGGGUUUUUCCAAUGGCGACCUCAUGUUUCCAUGCACUUCGUCUCCGAAAGUCGAAGGGCAAGUCGUUGCCAAAUCCGUCGACGUCGAAAACCCAGUAUAAUUCAGAUAUGAACAGCAUGGAGAGGAAGAGAUUCGAUAGCUUGGAGUCAUGGUCGAUGAUAUUGGAGUCGGAAAAUGUGGAGACUUGGGAGGUGGCCAAGGAGGACCAGGAGGAGUGGACUGCUGAUCUUUCUCAGCUGUUCAUUGGUAACAAAUUUGCUUCUGGAGCACACAGUCGGAUUUACCGUGGGAUUUACAAGCAGAGAGCUGUUGCUGUGAAAAUGGUGAGGAUUCCAAACCAGAGGGAGGAGACCAGAACCUUACUUGAGCAGCAAUUCAAGUCUGAAGUUGCUCUGCUUUCGCGGCUAUUUCAUCCCAACAUAGUGCAGUUUAUUGCAGCUUGUAAAAAGCCACCUGUGUACUGUAUCAUCACAGAGUAUAUGUCACAAGGAACACUGAGGAUGUAUCUCAACAAGAAAGAGCCUUAUUCUCUUUCGACUGAAACGAUUCUGAGGUUAGCGCUUGACAUAUCCCGGGGAAUGGAGUAUCUUCAUUCUCAAGGAGUGAUCCACAGGGACCUGAAGUCAAAUAAUUUGCUUCUCAAUGAUGAUAUGAGGGUCAAGGUUGCGGAUUUUGGCACAUCGUGCCUUGAAACGCAGUGCCAGGAGACGAAAGGAAACAAGGGGACUUAUCGUUGGAUGGCACCGGAGAUGAUCAAGGAGAAACCUUGUUCUCGGAAAGUUGACGUUUAUAGCUUUGGAAUUGUGCUGUGGGAGCUGACAACGGCUUUGCUGCCUUUUCAAGGAAUGACUCCUGUGCAGGCUGCAUUUGCUGUGGCUGAGAAGAAUGAACGGCCUCCAAUGCCGGCUAGUUGUCAACCGGCACUUGCACACCUCAUCAAGCGCUGUUGGGCACCAAACCCCUCGAAGCGACCAGAUUUUAGCGAUAUUGUGUCUGCUUUGGAGAAGUAUGAUGAGUGUGUGAAGGAAGGUCUUCCACUCACACACCACUCGGUGCUGGCAAGUCGAAAUGUCAUCCUCGAACGCUUGAAAGGUUGUGUAUCUUUGAGUUCAUCCAUACCUGUACAUGCCUGACGCCAUUACUUGGAAGGUAAUGUUGUUAUUGUUAUUACUUUCCAUGAUGAAGGAAGCCCUUUAUAAUUUGUACAUGAUGUUCUUUUAACUAUCUAAUGUAACACUACGAUGAUUAUAAACUUUGUUGUACUUAGUUUCCAUUAACUGAUCCUAAUUGUUUGGUUUUGAAUAGCUCCAUCAAUGAAUGUUUAGUAUAGAAUUCCAAAUGAGCAAAGAGAUUGGAUUCGUCCAUUUAUCCAGAAAGAUUAUUCUAGCUUGUGGG